CCCGCCCUAGCGACGGGCGCCUCGUUGCUAGGGGCGGAGGUUGGGCGGCUGUGUAGCCAGGCUGCUGCGAAGGACCCCCAGCUCGCCGUCCACGCUGGCCUCAGCUUCCGGCCGGGCCCGCCGAGGAGAUUAGACAGUGGCUGCCUGAACUAUUUUCCAGAGGAUAAAUCAUUACAAAUCAUUGAAUACAGCAGCUCACCACUAAGAUCUGUCGGUUUGGGGGAACCAGCACAGGACCUGCACAAACUAGGGAACACAACUGUAGCAACCACAAGGGAUGCUGCUGCUUGGGUGCCAACUGAAACGAGCUCCUCCUCAGAAGGUCUCCUGUGGGUUCUGUGCCGUGAUGGGGAAGCUGCAAAGCAAACUCAGACACAGCACUUACAGAUACAACAGGCCUGAUGGAGUUACAGAGGAGAAGAUUCAAACUAGAGCCUUUCAAGAGUAUAGCCCAGCCCACAUGGAUACCGUCUCUGCUGUUGCUGCUCUGAACUCAGACCUGUGUGUCUCUGGAGGAAAAGAUAAGACAGUUGUGGCCUAUAAUUGGAAAACUGGAAAUGUGGUGAAAAGGUUCAGAGGACAUGAACAUGAAAUCACUAAGGUAGCCUGCGUGCACAAAUCGAACCAGUUCUUCAGCGCCUCUCGGGACAGGAUGGUGAUGAUGUGGGACUUGUGUGGCUCCUCACAGCCGCGGCAGCAGUUCUCCGGCCAUGCCAUGGUGGUCACUGGCUUGGCUGUGAGCCCAGACUCAUCACAGCUGUGCACUGGCUCUCGGGACAACAGCCUGCUCCUGUGGGACGUGGGGACCGGACAGUGUGUGGAGAGAGCUUCUCUCUCCAGGAACCUGGUCACUCAUCUGUGCUGGGUCCCCAGAGAACCAUAUAUACUACAGACCUCUGAAGAUAAAACCAUCAGAUUAUGGGACGCUCGUGGUCUGCAGGUAGCUCAUAUGUUUCCUACAAAGCAGCACAUUCAGACCUACUGUGCGGUUAGUGAGGAUGGACACAAGUUCAUCUCCUGCAGCAGUGGCUUUGGAGGGGAAGGCUGUGAAGCCACGCUGUGGGACCUAAGGCAGACACAGAACAGAAUAUGUGAGUAUAAGGGGCAUUUCCAGACAGUUGCAUCCUGUGUCUUCCUACCAAGAGCCUGGGCUUUGAUGCCUUUAAUUGGUACCUCAUCACAUGACUGCAAGGUGAAGAUUUGGAACCAAGAUACUGGAGCCUGCCUUUUCACCUUGUCUCUGGAUGGAUCAGGGCCUCUGACUUCCCUGGCUGUUGGCGACACCAUCUCCUUAUUGUGUGCAAGUUUCAACAGAGGAAUUCACUUACUUCGAGUGGACCACAGCCGAGGGCUGGAAGUGCGGGAAGUGGCAGCCUUCUGAAGCCAAGAGACAUUCUCUGGACAAUAUCAAACCGUGGCCCCCCCUUUUCAGUGUGGCUUUGUGAUUUCCCAUGUGAAACUGGGGGGGAGAGGGAUGUGGAGCUGGUAGAUUCUGCUUAGGUUCACUUAGAAGGUAUACCAAUGUUAGAAGUCAAUUUAAGUCUGUUGGCUCAAAAUCAGGUACAGAGUUUAGAAAUAUGGACUAAACAUGAGUUUCUCCAUCUGUUGAAUCCAAAUGCCAUGGUUUAGUGAGCUUUUGGGACUGCUCUUCAAAAAAAAAUUUUAUUCCUCAAAAUUAUGACCUUUAGGUUGUAAAAGUGAUAGGCCUCUGCUGUGAGAGUCAAAACACAGGGUCUAAUUCUAUUGAACUGACUUUUUCCAUGUUCCACACAAGGAAAAAUAAGGAGGGGGAGAAACUCUAUUUUGAUUGCCUCAAAAUUGUUGAGAUGGGAAAGAAUAGUGCAGCUCUGCAGAGGAAAUGGCAUGAAAUUAAGCUCAAUCACUAGGGUUUUGUUUCUUAGGCUGCUUAAGCAAAUGCAAUGAAAUGGGUUGGGUUAAACAAUGGGAAUUUAUUUGCUUACGGUUUUGAGGCUGGAAAAAUAUCUAAAUCAAGGCAUCAUCAAGGCAAUGAUU
Choloepus didactylus (southern two-toed sloth) is the source of this 2013-nucleotide messenger RNA. RefSeq names its product WD repeat domain 31 (gene WDR31). The record is from RefSeq and is a predicted model, not a curated record. Gene Ontology annotation, molecular function: protein binding. Bases 278 to 1381 code for a protein of 367 amino acids. NCBI's taxonomy places the organism in Eukaryota, Metazoa, Chordata, Mammalia, Pilosa, Megalonychidae. The transcript has 12 exons.